AGUGAGGGACAAGAAUGAGUUAUGCAGAAAAACCCGAUGAAAUCACGAAAGACGAGUGGAUGGAAAAGCUCAAUAACUUACACAUCCAGAGAGCCGACAUGAACCGCCUGAUUAUGAACUAUCUUGUUACAGAGGGCUUUAAAGAAGCAGCAGAGAAAUUUCGAAUGGAGUCGGGGAUUGAGCCCAGCGUUGAUUUAGAGACCCUGGAUGAAAGAAUAAAAAUCCGAGAGAUGAUCCUCAAAGGUCAGAUCCAGGAAGCCAUCGCACUAAUCAACAGCCUUCAUCCGGAAUUGUUAGACACAAACCGGUAUCUUUACUUCCAUUUGCAGCAGCAGCAUUUAAUCGAGUUGAUUCGGCAACGGGAGACAGAAGCCGCCCUUGAGUUUGCUCAGACGCAGCUAGCAGAACAAGGGGAGGAGAGCAGAGAAUGCCUGACGGAGAUGGAACGCACUCUGGCUCUGCUUGCUUUCGAUAACCCCGAGGAGUCGCCCUUUGGAGACCUGCUCAACAUGAUGCAGAGGCAGAAAGUGUGGAGCGAAGUGAACCAGGCUGUUCUAGACUACGAAAACCGUGAAUCGACACCCAAGCUGGCGAAAUUACUGAAGCUACUACUGUGGGCUCAGAACGAGCUGGACCAGAAGAAAGUAAAAUAUCCCAAAAUGACAGACCUCAGCAAGGGGACGAUUGAGGAGCCCAAGUAGAGCGUGUGCAGGUGGACACUCAACCCUCGGAACUGCACAGUUAUAUACAUUUUUAAUCAGUCUGUGACUGAAAUAUUUUUACUACAGUUCAGGACUUCGCAGUUUGGUUGUGUGUGGGGUUUCUUUUUUGUUUUGUUUUGUUUCUUGGCAAGCAUACUCAAAGGGAGGCGGGUCCCUUUUUAAAUGCAGCAAGCAAGCAUUGGGGGAAAAAGCAUCGUGUCACUUUGACCAUCUGACUUAGGCUAUGCACUGUCAUACAUUCUUAGCAGAAACAAAACAUGGCGCGCGCUCUCUCUUUUUAAAAAUAUAUAUAUAUAUAUACUGUGCUGAAGGUUUGUAAUGGCUGGCUACCAAGCUCACUUUGGUGGCCUGCGAAUUAAUGUUGACGCUCUAGGCGACUCUCCAGUUCAAUUUAACCUUGUCUUCUCACUUGCAACAAUGACUCUUUUCUCUGUGUUAAUUUAUAGCCAGACGAGCAUUCCCUAUUUAAAGACUUUAGCGGUCGGUCGAGUGAUCUUUUUGUGAAACCUCACGGCAGCGAUUGUUUUCUGCAUAGGAUAUAUAGCGUAGAAAGCUUGUAUGCUGUGAUAGAAGGUAACCUCCCCCCUGCUCCUGCUUUUCACACCUUGGUGACUUAUUUAUAUAUGGGGAUGAAUGUUAAUGAUGGGCCUAGUUCUCUCAAGUAUUGCUGACAAAGGUGGUGGGUCGUGUGUGCCCCCCCCCCCCCCCGUCCCCCGGUAAUUUUCAAGGCUGACCAAAAUAGCCCCUGAAACAAGACUCCAGAAUUAGGUUUUCUUUUCGCCACUUUUAGUUUGAUUCCAGUUGCAGUCAUUGUAUGGGUGAAGAUGGCAGCUGCAGCAUUAAAAACAGCAAGUGUGUGUUAAGCUGUUGGAAACAUUCUCAGUGCCGAUCCUCUAGAAAAGCACGGCAUUCCUUUUGGCUCUAGCGGGGGAGUAACUUUUACUUCUCUCUGGUAAAACGGAGCUUUAGGUUUUACAGACCUCUUCCUGAAUUCCUAUUUUAUUCUGAUGUGAUUACGGUGAUGUUUGUAGGGCUGGCUUGCCUCCCUGACAGCCUGAGUUAAAUGUGCCACAGUAUGAGGUGUGUUAGGUGGCAGAAUGGGCUAUAUACCAUGUCAGACCACAGGUGGAGGAUCAAGUUUUGGAAUCUUUUCCUAGCUUUUUUUUUUAAUUUAAUGCUCUGCAAAUAGAAAAAUCAUACCAGAAAGAAAAUGGGAGGAGGUAGAACCCCCCCUCAAAAAAACCUGUGUUUUCAGUUUUCAUGGAAUGCAUUUUUGUUGUUGUUGUAAAGCAGCAUUUGGAAACUGGGAUCCGCUGUCUGCAGUAGCGCCAUCCGUGCAGCCUCCUGCCGCUUCAAACUGCUGAAUGCCUAAACUAGGCUUUAGUUCCAUGGAAGCUCUCUGGAUUCAGAUGCCGCAUUGGUCAUGUCUUUGCGUAGCAUCCCAUACCCUCAAAAGCACGUACGGCCGCCACCUUAAAAGCAUGACAUACUGGCUGGGUGGUCUUCGGUGUCACCGCCCGCUAGCUGCAAGACUGCCGUCCCAAAUGCCCAACUUUUAUUUUGCAGAACUGUUGGGACAACUGACCAGGACGGCAGAAGAAAGUAAUAAGAAUGGCUGCCCGGCAGCUCUGGGAUGUGCAUAUUCUCUACUCUGUGCCGUCCCUGCAAAUCUUGUUAAUUCCAAUGAUACAUUUAGGAGCUGCUGAUGUGACUCGCACAGUGAAGGCGGUAGCCAUUAUAUAUUCUGCCUCGGAAGCCCCCGCAGAACUACUUCUAGCUGCCUGGGUUUGAAUAUUAAACUUUGGGCAUAAUCAUACAGAAAUGGGUUUUCGUGCAGGCUUCAGGGAAAUGGACACAGAUUGGAGGGGGGGGUUGUUGCUGAGGGGUUGGGUUGGAUCUGGCAGAUCCAUGUAGCAAUAUUUUUCUCCAGUGAUAGGAGCCCCCCCCGGGAAGCUUUUCGCCCUCUAGGAAGGGCUCCUCCAACCAGGAAAAAGCAUCGUCUUCUUGCGAAACCUAUGGUCUUUUGGAGUACCGUUGAAUACUUAUUGCUUGCAGGCAGCAUGAUUUUGGGGGAAAAGCAGUCGUAUAGGCUGUAGAAGUACAACAGUGUCGGGUAUAUAACUGUCUUUUCCCCCUCCAUUCUUGGCUGCAACAUGCAGUCUGAAGCUUGUUAAAAAAAAAAAAAGCUUCAGAGUUCAGCUUUCUUGCAUAAAACCGAACAGGACGUGUAUUUGUGACAUUUUUCCUUGCUGGUGUACAGCCCCACUUCAGAGGGUUCCUGUAUGUUCAGAGCGCUACGCUGAUUCCAUGAAUGCACAAAUAACUGGAACUUUUCACUAUCGCGUUUAAUUCAUUAACUUCCAAGCCAAAUAUGUGUGUGUGGGGGGGUCCCCCCCCCCAAGGGUUUAAACAUAACGUUAUGUUAGGUGUACGAUUUCAUUUGGGUUUUGUAACACAUCACACACUGAAGCAGCUUUAACCUAUAGAGAUUUUUUUUUUUUUGGUGCGGUAACAGAGAGAAAUAUUUAAAAUGGUAUGAAAGAAAGCUAUGCAUUUUACAGAAAGUUCAAGGGUGUAGUCCCGGCGGUACUCUUAAGGGAAUCUUUAUAUUCGUGUGUAUAUAAAAUAGUUUGCAUAUACGGAAUAUAUAAUCAGUUUUGAAUUAUUCUCAAAUGGGAGAGGCUGUGGAAAAUGUAACUUGUGGAAAUAACUGUACCCAGGAAACAGUCCUCAGUACAUAAAACGAAUUUGUCAUAUGCAUGAGAAAUGUCUUAUUUGGUGGCUAUGGCUGAACGGUCGCAAUUUUGUUAGCUCCAUAAUGUUAGAUUACCACUCUUACCUGCUUAGCAUUAAAUACCACUUUG
Molecule: messenger RNA, 3586 nt
Organism: Gekko japonicus
Lineage: Eukaryota; Metazoa; Chordata; Lepidosauria; Squamata; Gekkonidae
Gene: GID8
Product: GID complex subunit 8
Exons: 4
Coding region: 15-701 (228 amino acids)
Biological process (GO): proteasome-mediated ubiquitin-dependent protein catabolic process; positive regulation of canonical Wnt signaling pathway
Cellular component (GO): cytoplasm; nucleus
Molecular function (GO): protein binding
Source: RefSeq, a predicted model, not a curated record